AUGGAAGUCCUACAGGUCCUCUAUCUACCUCAGUACGCGGCGGUGUGUUCCUGCUCACAAAGUUCAGUUCGCUCUUUGGUGGUCGAUCAGUACCAUAAUAUGGCCGGCAACAAGUAAGUUCCCAAGCGCUAUCCUACUUUGGUGUCUUUGGACCAACCAGUCCUCCAAUUCACAAUACUUUGUUUAGUUAAAGGUUUUCGUUUUAGUAGGUAACUUUUACUGAACUUAGGUGCACACUUGUUAAGUUGUUCGGCUAGAAAUCCACUUUCCGGGAGUCGACAGGGCUACCAACUUCACCAUAUGUUCCUCCUUCUAAACCAGUCGUUUUCAGCAUACUUUCACCGUAAUAAUAAACAAGGAGUCAAAAAUUUACCUUAGAUGGAGCUUUUCUGUCACACAUCAAGGAUUAAGUCUAUUUAUGACUGCGAUUCAUACUUAACAAAAAAUGGAUGGUCACUGAAAAGUUACUGUAGGGAAUUGUGCACUGUGAGUUCCGAUUCAAGAAAGAGGGCUUCAAUACGACUCCUUGGAUUCAAGAUUAUAAUUCCGCAGGAAUUCAUAUUUUAAAAGUCAACCAAGGAGCAGUCGCUUAAUUAAAAAUGCGAGUGACAUACGAGAGGUUGCAUGACAACAGUCAAGACUCGUUUCGAAGAUAAACAGCAAAAUUGGGGGACAUUUUCAGCCCACAUUCAAUUCACCGAUGCACUACUGCAGUUUUUGUUUUUUUCGAUGGUUGGUGUCCGCUUCAGUGUCCAGGAGAGAAACUGCGUCCGUUUAAUCGCCAUACAGGUCAAGAAAGCGGAGAUCAUAACAUAAGCUUUACAACCUAAUACCUCAAGUGUAGGCAACCACUGGGGCUCCAAGCCCAAAAAAUAACAGAAAGUGAGAUAGUUGGGUGGGCUCCACAGUAGUAACUUGCUUGUCUCGUCUACACGAGUCAUUUUUUGUCUAUUCCCAUAUAAUCCAUGCUUAUAAAAGAAAAACAAAAUUCUGCCUCGAUCGUAAACUACAUCAUUUCCUUACAUAAAGGGGCACACAAUGCGCCACUAUCCCAAAAGGAGUAACGACAUUCGCCUUCUGCUCAAGCUUAAACCUUAUAGCCACGGGAGGACGAGAUCGACUCAUAAGACUGUGGCACCCUCUCCUACUUAGCCGUCCAAUAGGUGCACUGAAAGGCAAUCUGUUUGCUAUUUGCGCCCUGGCCUAUCACGAACCGACUCGUCAUCUCGUCAGCCUUUCGACGUCUCGCACCUUUCGGGUGUGGAACGUGGAGCUCCGCGAGUGCGUCCAGGUAUGUUUUGCUAGAAAUGUCAUUUAUUCAUAAGAGUUCGGACCGACUCUAAACUUGGAGCUUCAGGGCGAAACGGAAGUUCCCAUUUCCGUUUUGCAGACAGGACAGGCCAGUGCAAAUCUUCACCUCAUCCAGGCCGUAAAUAAAAAUUUCCGAGGAUUUAGUUGAACGAAUAGAAAUCCAGCCAAGCUAAGUUUUUAAGGACUUUGUCUUUAUUUUGGGAUAAUUAAAAUUUCCUCCCCAUGUGCCACUUCAGCUACUUGUGCAUGAUGCCAAGGCCGGUUUGCUGUCGUGACAGUCAGAAACACGGUCUUACCUCGUCCGUGGACCCUGUGUCCUGUGUUUAGGCGUAUGGUAUAGGUGUUCAGUCACAAGCGCUCUCAAGAGAACACAGAAUAAGCCUUAAGCGGGCGUUUGCUCAGCAUCCACUAUAUUUGUCAUUUCGGCCUUUGAUACAACCUCCAUGGCCAUUUUCCGAUCUGGAAGGUAACUGCCUGGUUGUUAUCCAUGCCAAUAGAGAACAGGUCUCGUCUUCUCCAUGGAACACUGGAAUACGAAAGCUAUUGACAUUCAUUAUUAUUAUUAUUAUUAUUAUUAUUAUUAUUAUUAUCAUCAUCAUCAUCAUGGGACACAUAUCGCCUAUCGUAAGGAUCUUUUUACAGAGAAGAUAAAAAAUUCGCGGAGGAUGAGGGCAGUCAAAUGGUCGGCUCUUGUGAUCAUUCAGAAAUCCGACAGAGCUAUCAAAACCCAGCUGACGGCACAGGUUGCUACGUUUUUAACUAGAGACUUACGGUACAUAACCUGCCGAAUAAUGACUGAAAACAAUUGCCUGUAAGCUCAUUUUUUUGCGAACACAGAAAACAAUAGGAAGUUCAUUUGAUGUGGCCCUUGCUAGGGAAUUUCGCUGAUAAGGCAUUGCUUCCAAUCUCUCCUUUUCUGAACGAGGCGUAGGUUCUCUACAGAGGCUACUCCCAAUGACGUCUGUCUGUUAGAGAUAUGUGCUAAAAACUCAAAAGCCCCAAGUGCACGAAAAGAGAACGGCCCUAUGUCUGACCGUAUGACAUCUAAUUCGUACGCUCACUUGUUCUUCUCUCCACAGUACACAAAUGGAUUAUCCGAGUUGACCCAAUCGUCGGUCAGAUGAAUACAAUGGUUAGCAUGACAUGAAGUCUCAAUUUAAAAGCCUGUCACGCACGCGCUAUGAUAGUGCGGAAGUGAAAGAUGCCAUAAACGUAACAUUAGGGAGCCACUGCGGUCCACCUCUCCAUGUUGGGGAGACACUUAUUCCGUCAGCUUGUAACCUUCCAGACCACAACUGAGAAAGACCGAGGUUGAAGCACCUUGUAAUCAUUAAAGUUCGGAGUGAGCGGAGCCGCCUUAAGAAAGUGUACGUCAGUUUCACUGUCAGUUGUGCGCGAGACGAAACGAAUGUGCAAAGCGACCUUAAUUACCCCCAACUGCUACCGGUCCCUGGAAAAGGCUCCCACUUUUAUUCCAGUGGCAACGAAAAUAAUAUUUUGGGCAAACAAAGUGGCGGGCCAUGCGGCAGUCGGAACCUGAAAACUAGUAGCGGUUAUGGUAAUGUGUGUAUGCGUUAACCACAACAGUCAUCGGAAAGAGUCCCAUUUGGAAGGGGAAUACGACAAACCUCCGACUGUGGAACCCAUCCUGGGACGCUGUCUUGGGAAAAUUUUAGGUCUUUCAGUUAUAAAUAAGUGUGAUAUUAUUUUGUUAUUGAUUGAACAUUAGCUAUUUAUAAAUAUCUCCUCGCGUAAAAGACAUGCUACCCACUGACUGUGACUUUUUAGGUCGUUGAAGAUCCCACGACCUCUAACUGGGAGCAACAUAUCUAUUCAAUGGCGUUUGAUGCAACUUUUGAAAAUCUCCUAACUGGUAUGCAGGAACGAAUCUAAAGAGUUUAUAUAUAAUAUAUGUUUGCGUAAAGUAGAAUUCAUGAUAGAAGGGUGAGAAAACAAUCAAGAAAACAUAAUCUGACCAAACUAAGAUCUCCACGGGUAUGUCACAACUAACUGCCCAUCUAAGUUUAUUGCUAAUGAUUAAAAUGCUGGUAGGGAAUGAAGGAUGUGACCGAGCUUGACAGCUAAGACGACUACAUUAGUUUUGUCACUAUGCGGCUAGAUGAAACUGUGGAACUACAUGGAGGGUAGUUGUUGAAAAAAGGGGGUUAAAGGACGCGUCUACGCCCGUUUUGAUAUUUAUUCUGCUGCAUAACACGGCUGACGAAGUUGCGAUGUUUAAUGAAAUCUAUUUGUGUACUUUAGACAUCAAACGCAAUGAAACAUUUCCCGCAAACCUCAGGCACAUUUGGUUAAGUAAUCGGAAACGCUAUUAAACAUAUAGCAGAAUAAGUUAAGUGCGCCGCAUGAAAUUGAUGUGCCGAUAACUUUAACGGAAAUUGGUGUUCAAAAACAAGCGGUAUACAUUGAACCACCGACAAAAACCAUAUAUCCGAAAUAUGACACUGUUUGGUGUACAAAACUAUAGUUAUUUGCUAACCUUGUGACGAAGGACGGGGACAUACGAGCAACUUUUACAAAGCCAAAGGAAACAGUGCAAUAAAUCUAAUGGCCAGUCUUCUUUAACCCAUAAAUUAACGAAAAGUUUGGCGUCUGUAUUUUAAUAUUACAAGAUGAGCGGUAAACCCAACGGUCCGAAUUAUCGGACGGGCAAUAAUCGCAUGAAGGUGAUCUCUUCGGAUACUGGCAUCAUGACCGAAGCGGCGAGGUAUGCCAUCGCAAACCUACAGCGAUGUCAGCUUAAUUACAUGAUUCUAAACUACACUUCGCUAAUAGCCCAAUAUGUGGCCACAAAACUGCGAAGCACAAUGAACCGGAUAUGCAAAGCAAAUACGUAUCCCUUCAGUGUUCAUACCCGAAGAGCAGCAACGUAUGACGCGUCAGGGAACGACUCAAGAGAGUGCGGUAUUAUCGGGACGAAUGAUUUCGAUGUAUUCAUAAACAUCUCUCCGCAAGAAUUUCGAUAAAUAACAAACAGACCAUUGAGAUGUAAGUAAUACAAUCAGAUUCGUUAAAAUUGACCUGUUGUGAAUCAUUCAUCAUAAAUCGGUAUUUCGCACUACUCGAGACUCUGAAGCGUUUCCCUUGACAUAAGAUUUCAGCGCAUGCAACCGAUUUGUUGAAUAUUCAUCGUGCAUUUUCAACUUGCCGACCAACAGUUUUGGUAGCAGGCAAUUCAGAAACGAGAAGCGAAUGAGGCACCGCAGAUAUAUGGAAGAUUAAAUGAACAUCUGAAUUUUUGAACUAUCCCCACUUCGUUUACCGACAACAACACAGUGGAUAAGAUAACGCUACUUUUUGUGGUGUAGGUGGUGGUGGUGGUGAUGGGGAAGAGUAAAUGACCCGUCUCCAUGUGUCGCACACUCGUUUGGUUCCUUUUUCUGACGGUCAUGUCCUCAAUAAUACGUAGUGGUGCCGUAAAGUCCACAUGAAAAAUUGUCUCUUUUUGUCUGACCGUUUUAAGGGAAGGACAAGUACUUCGCCCUCUGGCGACAGUGCGUUUGACUACUGUUUGCGCUUCGUAUGAGAUUUAAGGCGAACAUGAAGGCAUGAAGGGAGGAAAUCAUCUCCUGACUUGGAAUGGAACGACCUCACUCCCUCCUGCAUAUUCCACGUCUCACUGACCUGUUGAGUUGAAGUGAGAUUUGGCGCAAUGUCUGACAUAAAGUCGUCGUCUAACAGCCGACAUACAUGGGCUCUCCAUUCAAAAAGAGACUCCGCAAUGAUUGCAUUGGUAGGCAUAAUUUCAGUCCGACAGUCUUUACAAAGAAGACUCUGGUUAUCUUCAACUGGCAAGCUUCUGCGGCGAGAUUUUUAACUCGCUGUGGUGACUCAAGCGUUUCCGGUUGGUUAUAGGAGAGAAUACAUUGAACGGCCACGGGAAGGGAUAUCCCAGUAAUGGUUUCGUUGUCUCUUCCGUACCCCCUGCACCAGUGACCUGUCCAGGCCUGCCGGCUGACUGGAAUUUAGAAUGGUAGAAUUGACUAGCAUGACGCAGAUGGCCCUGUCGUAUGCCGAGCCCAGACAUGAAUGCAUGCACACACGAAUAUUCGAUGCUGUUCGCCCUGGGCUAAUGCAUUAGGAUACGACGACUCAAAUUUGUGCCUAUACAACCAGAAGGAUUUUGCUGUUUCUGCAAGUUAGGAGAUGGUAUGCACAUAAGCUGUGGAUGAUAUUUCACUUUUCGUUGCCGUGCAUGCCUAUAUGGUGAAAUAAGUCCACCCUUCCGUCGAAUAUGCGCAAACAGUGUGAACACAGAGGGUGGAUGGCCAUUUGUUCAUUGAACACAGGUUGCCAGUUCCCCGGUUGAAGUGUGGUGGACUUUUUGGUGUCUAAUCAAGUCGAUUUGUGGUAGAAAUGCUCAUUGACGGAGCAGAAAAGUUUAUACGAUAUCUCCUUCACUGGUGGCCGCGGUCCCUUUCCUGACAUGUACAAAAGUGUCCAAUAAGGGAAAACCGGGGCUGAAAUGUGAUGCAGAUGAGGAGACCAACUUCAGUCAUAUGAGUAUUAUGUUGACUGGUGGGAAAUAUUGACAAAAGGGUGAUGAUAGCGUCCUGAGAGUUUUGCAUGCUUUUUACUUUCCCGUAGUCUACUGCCUUCAGUUUGCCUAAGCUUCUUCGGCUGCUUGUUGUGGCUGAAGGUCUUAUGCAAAGAGUUCUCUGAGUUUAUUUUGCCGAUACUUGAUGUAGGUAAUAUUUCUGUGCCAUGCCCGCAAGUAAUCGUAAAGAUGUCCUCGCAGAAACAUCGUUUCAGCAGACACACUCCAAGGUAUCAUUGCAGUUUGACUUCCCUUUCGAAUUUGAAUGUGCUUCAGCACGGUAUGUACACUAAACUUAUCGGCUGGUUUCCGCAUCUGCAUACCAAUGUCUAUUCUUGCUGUUUACCGUCUAUAUUACUCGGAGGAAGGUUAGGGGGAGCUGACUUUCAUUUGUCAAACUGCCCAGGUCUCCGGGUCACAAAAAUGUGUGUCCCUGGGUAGGAAUACCCCAUAUUCUGAUUUUCGAGUCGUGAGGGGUUUCGAGGCUAUCACAAACUGACUGAUUUGACUUUUUAAAGCCCCGGCCAUAUUUAAAGAUUUAGACCACAAUGGGACAAUGGAAUGGUCAUUUCCGAUUGGUUCGCUGUCAAUAGCUAGUGGUACGUUAAACGCAGGUGCUGCCGUAUCCGAAAUUUGAAACCAGUUACAGUAACUAUUUACCCGGAGGUCUAAGAAUGGCAAUGUCCAUUUCCUCCCCACAAUAAGGGUAAGUCAGUCAAGGUCAUUUCUGUGUCACUCCACAUACUCUGAAUCCUAUCUGGUGGGAAACCAACUUGACAACUCAAGUGAAUGGAGCGUUGGGCGAAAUUGCACAGUGACCAAUUGCACUGAGAUUUAAGGGUCCGAUGGGUCAGCAUCUCGGCUAAGGUAUCGCCGACAAUAUCACACCGUUACACCAGGAAUUUUAAAUUUGGUUUUAAUAGCUCUUUGAGUCGGACAAUCUUGAACAAGAGCCAGGGACUUACAUAUGCAGUGUUGAAUAUGAUAGCGAAUACUCAAAGUCGCAUUUAAGCGUCAUUUUCACACUUGUCCUAGGACGAACUGCGGACAAUUACUUGGACUCAGAGUUAUGGUCUGGGACUUUUGGAAAAGCACGCAUAAUGAUACCCUUGAAACAUUUUAUGCAAAUAUUGUCUUUUUGUUCUUAACCAUCGCUGCAUUCAUUGGUAACACCUGAGAAAGCCGGGCUAUAGUUGUCAACCUGCAUUCUGGCCAUCGUCCUAGGACAGCUGAAUAAGACGGAGUAAACGAAAAACUGUCACUGCACUCAUUCCGUUCGCUAAAUUAUACCCAAGGGCAUUCAGCCUUGUUGUGUGGCUCCCGCAUUAAAUUUCAUAGAGUACUGUUUUUCGCCCCUUUCCACCUUCAUAUCAAAAUCAUAGCUUGCGUUUUCGAUAGACUGAAUUUAUCGAAUUGAUGUGAAAGGAUGUCCCUCGUGAGCUUCCUUAAAAGCGCCUGCAUGAAAGUAUUUGCAAUUUACAGUAUGUUCAAUUUAGUGUUCUAAAUUUCACUGGGUUUGGUUCAGUUUGGAUUACCUUCCCUUCAUUCACUCAUGAUUUCCCUGUCUUUUUAUAACUGUAAUGCAAACUUUCUGUCUAGCAGUGCAUAGGGAUUUUGCAUUGAUAGAUCCUCAAAAGUUCUUGCGUCUGACCUAUUAGACAUUUAAUAUUUUCUUGCUAAAAAGUCAGUCAUUCCGCAGUUUUGUUGAAACGUUAUGCUCAACAGGUGGUGCGGCUAUCAAAGUCUGGGAAAUCGAAUCUCCGAGGAUUGGAGAAGCUCAGUUAGAAAAGUCGGACGUUUUUGAGCCUAUCAACUACCUCUUUCCCUUCAGUUUCCCCUGUGCUAUUCAACCGAACACGUCGAAAGGUGGGGAAGGAAUACCGCCGAGCAGGGUACAUGAUGUACUGAAACCAAUUAUUUGUGCUGUCAUCUCGGGUGGCCAUCGGUUGACUCUCUACGAGACGGCCGGAGGACGCAUAAUCAAUUCGACAGAUGAAUCCGAAGCUGAUUUAUGCCCUAGCAAAAAUGAGAACGUUUUCAUUUCAGCCGCAACCUUAGACAGAUCCACCAACCCAAAGAUGGCCACCGGAAUGUCGAAUGGUCAGUUCACUUGCAAUUUCCGAGCUGUUUAUUCAAAUGCCUCGGGGGUGAUAAGAGCACAAUUAUAUCCUUACAGGUAAAAGAGUUAUACAUGGACUGGUCAGAAGGAGAAGAUACGAUCAGUUAAACGAGAGGUUUGCUGGCCUGGGGCUUGGGAUUCUCGAUUGAAUCAGCCUUCAGAGACACUCGCAGAAAGGACUAAUGGAAGCACAAGGGGCUGAAUGCUUAUAGGACGCAGUUAGCAGACGGCCAUAUAUAAUUAUUGGCUGCGCUCGAGUUCGCCGCUGUGUCGUAUUUGACGUUAUGAUUGUUCAUCGGUCCUUACCCGUUUUCGGUACGAACUGUUUCCUGGAACUCGCCACUUUGCUUCUAUUAACAUAGCUUGUUAAUUAUGACAGAUGGGCGCUCACUGAUCAGAUUACAAAUAUGCUAGUUCCGUUGUGCCUUGAGGGUCAUACUAGAACCCCCACAGGCAGUCGCGUAGCGAGUGGUAGUAGAAAGAGACGAUAUGAUACAGACAAAGACAAGGGAAACCGAAAUGGCAAUUUCCGGAUUAUUAGCUGUCAUCAGCCAGUCGUACUCAAUCUCAAGUGAAGAUCCUUUUGGAUUGUUAUUUAGACAAAGGACAUUAUAGCCGAGAGAGGCCUGUGCCAAAAGUCCCUUUCAAAUUAUCCUAAAGUAAUCAUGAUUUUUCAACAGAGAAAAUGUGUUAUCGUAGACAUCUUAAUCAAACGCUAAAUGGUAUCUAGAGGAUACUUAUUUUUGAUGGAAUGAAAUCAUUAAAAUCUCGGUUAUUCCAUCAUUAUAAAAUCGCAAGCGCAAACACUAAACAACUCCAUUUAUGAAGGUAGUUUAAUAUAGAUGUCAACAUUUUUGCUUUUUCAAAGUUUGCGGUUAGAAGAACAAGUGCAUAAGUCUCUAGCAUCACUGAGGAAUGCAUAAAAUCAAAGACGAAAAGCACAACAGGAAUGCGUACAACCGGAGUUGGGUUUUGUGUGACUAGCUAUGAUCAUUUGAUUUUUGCAUGCAAAAAGUGAAUUAGAUUCUCUUAUUACAACAUUAAAUCAGAACCGACGUCGAUAUAAAAUUUACGGCCCACAAAUGAAUAUGACAUGCGAGUAGAGUGCUGUUUUCCGGCACCUGUUUAAUAAGUAAAGCGAAUAAGCGAGAGCAGGAGGUGGGAGAAAAGCCCAUAUUCGAUAAAAAGUUAACGAAUUGCCAAGGGGAGUACGAUUGCUUGAACAGUCUUAAGUAAAAAAUAGUUUGGGAUUGCAAGAUAAAAUAAGUUUCGUGAAAGAACCAGGUCCCAUCAAUAGGGAAAUAAGACCAGAUUUGUUAAAAAAAACCUCCUUGGAUUCAGUCUACGGUUUCACAUUCCCGGCUUUUCCACGUUUUAAGGCGCUAUGGCUAGAAAAAAAUGCCUCCAAAGAAAAGUUGCACGUCUGCCUAUGCGCUUCAGGAGAAACCUACUGCAGGAAAUAUCUACUUCAUGUGCAAUAUUUGGCGUGUCCCUGAGAAUAAAGAGAAAUUUUAUCCAAAAAUCCCUUUAGCCCGAGGUUUUAAGAAUCUACAGUAUGAGAGUUUCUUCUGAUCUGACUAAAAGUAUAUACAUUUUUCGUUUUGAAGAAGUAAAUAUCAUUAUAUCGAUGCAUCCAUAUUUUGUAUUCUUGAAUGUAAAAAAUACGAAAGCUCCUUUAGCGUGUUCAAACCCACUUCAUGGUUCAUAUAAGAUUGGCACUUUGCAUAGCUCACAAGGACUCAAGAAUGAAGCAUAUAAUUUUAAUGCCACAUCAGUGAAUUAUUUUUGCAUCUUUUUGACGUUGUCGACUCUUGAAUUCAACAUGCGGUAUGCUGGUCUAGGGUAGAUGGCGCAAUUUCUUAAAAAGGGAACGAUUCCGUCACCUUUCUGUAAGUGUUCUUUUACGUCCCAGAACAAGUCACAUUGUUUAAAUAAGUCCAACACGACCUGCCUAUUCUUCAAGGCCAGUCGUCUUAGGUAUAACCUACACCUCCGUUUAUUUUAUUGGUCUGAUGUGGCUCGGUAGCCACAUCUUAAGUAAACAAACCCCAGUCACCUCUAAUUUGGAACCGGCGGUAAUAGGGGUUUUUGCAGGUGGGACCAGGGAAAGCACAGGCGAAGAGGUCAAGUAGUUGUUUGCUAAAGAAAAGCUAUUAGUAAUGCGUGGUUGUACUUUUAAUGGUUGAUAAAUAGUUGCGCUAGUCCCUUAACCUUUACUAUAACCCCAACAGUAUUGUAUCCACAGGUGGGCCUACCAAACCACAUUCUACCCUUUUAGUUACAUUUCCGUCUAUAAUAUUUUAAGCGAAGGGGAAGCUAAUUUUAAAAGUCCAAGUAAAACGCCUCCAAGAACAGACACAGUAUGGUUAUUUUUGAAGUAUGUCCACCGAUCUGGUUAUGGAAUUCGUUCGUUCUAUUCUACCUUAGUUUUUAAUACAGGCAGUCUCAUAGCGGUCGGGAAUAUAUGCCGACCGAUAAACGCCCUUCUAACAUCAUGACGACGGACUCGUCGAUCUACUGCCAAGAUUGCUGGGCCUAAAAAGUUCUAUGGCCAAAGAACGUGAGUUAGAGUUUCAGGCGUGGUAAAACCUGGGUUAAGAUAAUACUAGUUAAUUACGAUUAAUAAGUCAAAAAUAACCAUCUCAGUCUCCUCUGCGUUUGUCGGAAGUCUUUUCAGACAUAGUAUGUAUUUAUAGCGGCCAAUUAUCCGGCAGGUUAAGGGAAUGUGAGAUAUGCUAGAUAUUCAAGCAUUUUUUCUCAUUGCGGCAAUUAAGCACUGUAUUAGGAAAAUAUGUGGUCAAAGAAUAGGGAAUAAUAACCGAAGUGUUACUCACAAAUACCGCGGAGGCGAUUAUGAGCAUGUCCGGUUUAUGCGUGACUGUCAGCCAGCCAUGCCACAACACCAAGUAGGCAGCUGGAGUUGGAAGGUUACGCGAUCUGGAUCCGAAUUCAGGCGAUGCACCAGAUGAGUGAGUUAGAAAUUGUUGUGAGCCAGCAGAUAAGAGUUCACCCAUUGGGUGCCUCGGUGGGAUUGGAAAGAGGACCGCCUGACUACAGCAAAUACGCAAGAAAUGCUCACGCAAGUCUCUCUCGUCUUUUUACUGUCGCCUUCUAACUGCAGAUUUCCCGUCGUUCGAGGAACCGCUUAAUAUUACUUCGAACUCGCAGAUCUGACAAAAAACGGAAAUUUUAUCAUUUCAUCUUGCAUUUAUGAACACCAGUGAAUUCCAUUUUCGGGCAAAUAAGCAUCAUUUCCAUAUCAUGUCUGUACUAAUCUGAUUUGGACUUCAAAAGACUAUAAAUCAUAUCGUAAAAUAUCACCACUACAAUUACUUUACUUACUUGUUCUCACAUAAAAGCUAUGUAAUAUACACUGAAAAAAACAGUUUUUUCUGCGUUAUUUUGUGAUUUUAUAGGAAAUAUUUACAUGUGGGACAUAGGAACAGGAAGAAAUUUAGCUUACGGAAAUCUGGCCGAGUAUUCCAUUCUCGGCGGCUGCAAGUGUCUCAAGCGGACUCGAACUGGCAGGUUAGAGCCCACGCCGAAUCCUGGAACGGAAUUGGAGACGGCGACAGUAGAAGCUGAUGGAACAGCCAAUUGGCUGUGCGCUUCGCCAUCCGUCUUAGGGAUGCAGUUUUACAAACAUAUGUCAAGCAAAUUUCUGUUAGUCAUCGAGUCAAACGACAAAAUAAAAGUUUGGCGGGUAAGCGAAAGGAAAAAGUCCUACAACAUGCCUGUCUGACAACAAUGCCGAUCAUUAUAAUCCCAGAUUCUUUUUACUUUGCGCUUUUUCGCAUAUGCAAGUGAUAGACAGACCGGAAGCCCCCAGUCAUGGUUGUUAUGGACAUAGAUUUAAAACAAACAAAUAGGCUACUGUUUUGUAUUGGAGAUUUCAAUUUUGAGGUCAUCUUCAGUAACGAUGUUUCUAUAGACGUAAUCUAUGGGUGAAUGAAGCGAAAGAUGUCAGCAAUAAAACAUAUUUGGAAGAUGUUUUUUAUUCUUUCAGCGCUAACAAAAUCUUAAUACGUAAUCAGUGUCAACGGGAAUUUAUUGAAACACCACGGCAUGAAAUGUUCAAUGAAUUCGGCAGAAUUCUCCUCUUUCUCUAGAGAAUUACAAAGUAUGGGCUUCGACUCCAUUUGGCAAAAUUUGCAAACAUCACCAUGUGCUACUAGAGGAAAGUCGACAGAAAUUAUAGUUAAUAAAUUCGACAAGAUAUGGGAACAGGAACGCCCAUAGUAAUACAUUUGGCCUUGUGGAGUAUCAGGACGUGAAAAUAUUUCCAAAUUUCAGCCGUAGUCCCAAUACCGAACCUACCCCCAACUUGGCUCCAGUCCUAACGUUAAUCAUAACCAUAAUCCUAACAUUAGGCUUAACCCUGCCGUAUUCCAAACCCUAAACUUAAUACUUAACCAGUUCUUCUUGGGAACAAGAUUAGACUCACAGAAGCAGAGGGAGUUUCCAUUCCUGUGCCUUGUCAUGAUUUCGCAGGAACAUAAAACCUUCACCCUGAAAAUUUAGCGGUUUCAUUGUUGCAAUUAACAGCCGAUCGGUAUGCUAAAGCAACGUCGAAUGACUGAGUAAUCGGUAUAGCGAAUGCAUUAGCGUGCUUUCAAUGAUGUACACAAGUCUCGUCUUAUUAUGUGCUCCGAGCCGUUUAUUGAAAGUUUGUAUCGAGAUAGACUGUGUUAUGUCACUCGUAACAAUAUCUUGAGCGCCAAUGCAAGAAAGUUUUAGCUUGUUCCCUUUGUCCAUUUGAGACGCAUUUUUGCCGGCCAGAGCGCGAUCGUUUUUUGACUCUUACUGUUCUCCUUUUGAAAGUUCAAGUUUUCUUGCCAAACCAUAAAAUAACAUUGGGGAGAGAGAGACCCCAAUUAGACCAGUUUUGUUAUUUUUCAUACAUUGAAACAAUUACCAUACUUCCUCGAGUGGUUCAGACUGCGCAAGUUCACUUUAACAUCACACAAAGAGAUGUUGCAGUAGGCCUCGCCUUAGAUCCAAACGCAGCAAUCUCGGCAAGAAUUUUAUAUGUUAAUUUAAGACCGUUAUUAAGUAUUAAACAGGAUGCACAUAGUUCCAUGAGACAACUCACUGAGGUAAACAAAAUGCACUGUGGGGACUCCAAAUUUAAUAAUGAUUGCCAACAAUGUAACAUCCGUUUCGAAGAUUAUUUUGAAAUGACGGUCCAUUCUCAAUUUCAUAGGUCUUAAGCAAGCACGGAAUACAUCGACUGCUCCUAGUGCAUUUAAUCAAUCUCAGUACAGAGGUAAAUUGGCCAAUUUUAUCUGGUUAUUUUCGCAUUUUUUGAAUCACUAUAUUCUACUGAUUCUGUGGUGUUUCAAAGUGUCGCAGAACAAAUCCCGAUGAGAUAUAAUACGUAUAAAAUAAGCUAACUAAGUGAAGCAAUUUUCGCAAUUUCGUAGGAUUGUGGCGGGAAGAUCUUCGAAUGAUCUUUAGUCACCGCCUUCUUUGCAGGGAGGGUGGACCAGAUUUAAUCCGACUCCGUCAAACAGAAAACUGUCCAUGUGUCCCUCUAGACAACCUACCGAUUGCUUGACCUACAUAACGAGACUGAUGCUAAAAGUGAAGGCUUGCGACAAAUCUUUUCCACGCUGACAGUUUUUAAACCGUCGUUUGUAAUUGGUCGAUUUGCCCCGUGCCUCUGAACAUAUCUAUCGGUUUGUCAAGUUUAGGUGGAAGAAGCCUUUGCAGCUUGUCUGCAGAGUAUAUCUAUCGAACUGUCUUUUAUGGUUUAAGGGAAGUGUGAAGUUAUCAAAUUCAAACAGAACCUCUUUAAGUUUCCUUGAAUGAUUCCUUAAAGACUACAAUCGUCCGGUUUAGUGACCGCCAAGAAACGCGUAAAUUGAAGUAAUCUCGCCCGUAAGGCAGACUAUGUAUGGGGUUGGCGUUUUUUCUCGUUGGGGGAGAUCGUUCGAAUUAAAGAUUCCCCUAAUAUUUGUCAGCAUACGUCUUAAAUAACUACAAUUGAGUAAGAAUUUCCCCGUCGUCGUUUGGAGUUCAUUUUACUUGGCUUUUUAAUACACUUAUGAGCCAAAACAAUAAGUAAUUCUUUGAGAACUUAUUACGCUAACUUCCUUGCCCUUAACAGGGCGAAACCAUAACAGACUGCGGCAAAUUACUGUGGUUUAUAAAAAACCUAACCUAUGUAUUUAUGAAUCCAAUGCAAUCAAAUAUAAGCACGCCUGCAUCGUGUUUUACAUGGGUGAGUAUUGUAGGGGACAAAACAUCAUAUAAAUCUCUACCACAUGAAAAUACCGACGGAGACACUAGUGCUGAACACUGCUCUUUCCCUGUAAAUCGGAGGACCUAAUGUUCACUUACGUUUUUGAGAAUUCCGGAGAAGGUCUUUGACUACGCGCAACCUUCUGCCAAAUCUUCAUUAAUGCUUCUUCCAUCAGACCUGAAACCUUUUACAAUAUCGCAGUAGUUGUCAGAAAAUCAAUAAUCACAUGCUUACAUUCCUUAAGUUGACCUAUGUAGCUACAGGCGUUACUUUCCAGACUCCUAUUUCUCCCUUUAGAAACAUGAGCAUUCGCAAUUUGCAUGUUUCACCUUCUCGGGAGACGAAGAAAAAAUACAGCAGCAAACGAGUGCAAAAUCUUCUCAGACUGACGGAUUCCUCAUCUGCAGUGUCGAGGGGACCGCCAAAUUUCUCCCAAUUCAUGAUCUUCACAAAGAAACCCGGUACAAAAAUAUUAAUUUACUGUAUAUUUAUUUUUGCCUCAAGAUUACGGAUAGGUCGUUUAUCAACGGCGAAACUUUUGCCGUGACUCUGGGAGAACAAAAAACGCAAACAUUUUGCCUACUUUGGUUAGGAAAUAAAAACGAAAGCCCGCUGACUUUAGGAAAUUUAAAUCUAUCACUCAAACCAAACCUCUAUUAUUAGGAAGUCUUUUGGGUUGAAUCUUCUAGGAAUCAAAAAACAGUGAAUUUAGAGUGGAAGUUAUUCAGUGCUCUGAAGUCUGAUAGAAAACCAACGGUCUUCUUAGUGUAAUUUGGACAUUUAAAAACUGUCUUCUAGUCCCUGAAGGCUACUUUUUCGUGCGAUCUCUAGAAAUUGUCUAGCCUUUUGUGUUUGCAUUUUAAAAAUUAUACGUUUUAUUUAAUCGAAGACAUGCCAUUUUCAGAAUUUCUUUCCGAAAAAGCACACAUAUUUUGACAAAGGCUGCGUUUGUUUCCAAACGGACAGUUAAGAGUCAAAGGUAUGUAAAAACUUAUCUCUGAACUAGAUAAAUGUUCCGCUAUUCGUGGUGACUGUAAAAUCUUUGUUUACGCUGAUUUAGUGCCUGAGUAUAUUUUGUCCUUUUCAGGAAUGCAGAGGUGAGUAAGCUCUUAUUAUUUCUAACUAUAUUUGUCUGAUUCGUUUAGCAACUUCUUCCGAAAAUAAAUAAGAUUAUACUAUGCCUUCCUGAUGACCCACUUGUCGAUGUUUAACUCCGAACAGAAUAUAUCCACCUAGGUGGCUAACCAGACUUAUUAUCUCCAAAUCUACUCCGCGUCUUGAGAAGUUCAGUUCAAUUUUAUUAAAGGAAAUAUAAGCGAACGCCUUAGAACUCACUAUUGGUUCGAAAUUGCCUGAGAAAAAGCAUCGAUACGUAGAAAGUUGACAGAUAUCGCUUACAUAAUUGCAUGCGCGAAACGGGCAGCUGUCUACUAGUCAAAAAGGGUAAACUCAGUCAUUGUAAGUCGGAUGACAGGUUAUGUGAGUGCAUGUGUGGGCGGUAGUUAGGAAGUUUGAUGCACUUCGAGUCCACACUUAAAUGAAUCCACACAGGAGGAGAGUACAUCAGCAUUAGGCAGGGCGUUCCACGCUGCAGCCACUCUGUUACUGAGCAACAAUCCAGGCCAUCAAUAAAGCGGAAAGUUAUUAUAAGAUCACCGCGUCGGGAAAGGGGAACAGGUUGAGGGUUGACAGUCUGGUUUCCCUUUUGCUGCCCGCCUGUGCACCUUCUAUAAAACGGCACGGUCCUUGACAGUUCAUGGCUAAUUCUAGAUACGGCCGCACGAGGGUGCCAAACAUUUUGGAAAAGCUGUGUUUGUCAAACCCAAUACGGACCCACCUAAUGAGCUGCGAUUUGGACAUGGCUGACUUAGCCGUCUUCGCGCAAUUCAGCCUUGGUUUGAGCGAAGAAGUUAUUCACACAUUCAAGUCCUUCUGACUGUCAACUUGUUGCAGUGGUGUACUGUGAAGAAAGUACGUCCUGGGGCUGGAGGCAUUGUAGCUGCCGGGUUGAAGAAAGCACACUUACACACAUCGAAGGGCAGAAGCCAGCGAUUCGAUCAAUCCCCGAGCCUGUUCAAGUUGGUUUGCAGGUGGUCUUCGUCUGUCGCAUUGCGAAUACUUUUUCACAAUUUGAUCUCGUCAGCUUACAGGAUGACAUCAUAGCCUAAGUUCCCGACACAGUCAUUAUUGAAAACAUAAAACAAUGUGGGUCCUAAGAUUGAGUCCCGCGGGACGCCGCUCACCACGGUACCCUCUGAGGACUGCCGGCGUCCGACCUGAACUCUUUGGAACCGCCCAGUUAAAAGGCUCUGGGUUCAUACAAGGAGGCUUCCACGAAUUCCUGCGUUGCGCAGUUUGUGCAAGAGACGUUAAUGAGGAACGCUAUCAAAGGCUUUUGUAGUCAGUGUAGAUAGCGUGCACCGUAUUGCCUUCGUCACGUGCUCUGGUGCGGCGUUCAAAUGAAAAGAGUAGAUUCGUAAGACAGAACCUACAAUAUCGAAGGCCAUGUUGAGCAUCGGAUAGGAGGUGAUGCUGCGCGAGGGACUGCAUCAACGCUUUCUAAUUAUUUUCUCCAUGAUUUUGCGACAGAUGGAGUUAAGACUCACUGGCCUGUAGCUAUUUACAGACGUUUGACUUCGACCCUUAAAAAGCGAAAUGGUGGUAGCGGACUUCCACUCGGAGUGUAGGCACCCGGUAGAAAAUGGCGUCUAGAAGAGCAGGGCUAACGGUUUGGGCAUAUCGGCGGCUAUCUCUAUUAGUAACGUGGCCGUGAUUGCACCUGGGCCUGUGGAGGUCGAUUCCCUCUGGUUUAGCAACUUUUUUCGAGCGAUUGCCUCGGUGAAGAGGACUGUUUCAAUAGAGGACGUUUCUUCCCCUUCAAUUGCGGUGGGAAAAAUCUGUUUUCCUUGUCACGAGGAACUGGAAGUAAUGAGAGAGAUUUUCAGCCUUCAACCUUCAUCUGAGAUUUCAUCACCCUCGGCCGUUAACGACAUCAAGAUAAAAUCUUUGUUCCACGCACUAGGCUUUAUAUACCUAAAAUAGGCUUUAAGAUUUACCAUGGCAUAGUUCAAAGGAUCAUUUUCGAAGACUUGCCGAUCUUUGGCAAUGGAAAUUUUGACCUGGUUUCUCUGUAACUUGUAAGUGUUUAAGGACUGAGGCAUCCGAUCAAUGAGGGAUCUUUUCCAUAGUUUCCUCCCCUUGUUAACUUCCUUCUGUAAGGAUGGAUUCAAGCAGAGGGGUCUAUUCGCUAGUCUCCGCAUGAUUGGACAGUGAUUGGAGAUGAAGUGACACCUAAGAUCUUGGAUAUCGCCGGAGACUGUGGAUGCCUAGCCUAUAGGACGAAGAUCCUUUUUUAUCUAUUCGAAAUCGUUGAGCCAAAUGUUGGGUCGGGGAUUAAGCGGUUGUUCGGGCAGGGAGAAUAAGGUGUAUUCCAACAUGAGAGCUACAUGGUCACUCUGACCUAAUGGGGGAAGCAAUUCACAACGUUGAUGUUACCAAACAACUUAGUGAACCCAAAGUCAAGGCUGUUCAUUUGUUGACCGUCACGAACUCUCGUCGGAAGCAUUACGUGCUGGGUGACAAGCAGAUUGCCAGUGGUACACAGAAACUACUGGUCGAAUUUUCAGAGAAUUCGGCGGAGGCCAAGCUGCAGACGAUGUGAGGUGCAUUAAAGCCAUCGACGAUGAGAGUACUUGGCUGCGUAGAAAGUAAGUUGAGCUCACCCAGCCGUUGGACAUCAGAUUCAGGGUCAUUACUCGGGGGAUGAUACACUGCCAAGAUGUCGAGGCUUUGAGAGUCCGGUGCUCUUAAGGUCAGCCAUAACUUCCGUGCUACAAGUCAGCUUAGCAGUUGUUUCUGAAACAUGCGAUCCAUUCUUAACAAAUUUUGCUAUACCUCCACCCCUUCUGUUUUCUCUGUCUCUGAGGAACAGUUGAAAUCCAGGAAGCAUAAGUUUCCCAUCAUCAACCUUUUCGGGCAGUUAUGUUUGCGGUUAUUGAGAUAGCGCCUGGGUUGAGGUCGGGCUUCCAAACGGGCCAUGUGUUAGACGCGCUGGAACAUCAUGGGAACCACAUCGGAUCUUGGCAGACGUUAUCCGCUUUGCACAUCAUAACAAAUUCCAACAUUUCGGGAUGUGGUGGCAGAGCCGGUUGCCGACAGUCAUCGCUCGCACUGGAACCUCUGUCGAACCCCAUUGUUGCUGUUGGUUAAAAACCUGGUCAUUUGUUGUGUGGACCAGGGGAUGUGGAGUGGAACGCCAAGGUGCGGACUCAACCGUGCCAUCCACCUACGCCCUCCCCGCCUCCGGUCUUCAUGACUCUGUCUUGACACCGGGUGAAGGUAGGAAAGGCGGAGUGUGGCAGAUGCUGGGCCAGUCUACAUUCACGCGCAGGGAAGCAGAGUGUCGUUUUACUAUCUGAUCUCUGUAGAUUACUAAGUUCUGUCCUCCUUUUCUUCGCCGUGUUCUCAAUUCUAGGACGAGUUUACGGCGUGCCAUUAUUUUGGCAGGUGAGUAUUCUGGCUGAAAAAACACUCCCUUUCGGGAAUGCUUCAGUCGAAAACGCCUGCUAAGUAUUAGUUUCGCCUGCUCAUUGCAGCCUAGGACGCUUUGUAGGGAUCGCGGUGGCGUCUGUAGAGAGGCAUUUGCACGGCUUCCAAGACAAAACGCCUUUAGGACGGUGAUAACUUCCGGUGGUUGCAGCAUUUCAGUGAGAUGUUUCUGGAUUUACUCUAAGUCAGCAACGACUUGUUUCCUGAGGGUACUAACGGGGAACUCUAAAAAGGUCCUGAAUUAUGAUGCAAUGGCCCUUCCCGGGUAUUCCUGUGAUUUCUGCAGUUUGGAAGUCGUUGGCUGGUACGUUGGCCCCCUCGAAGUGGACUGGCAAAAAGUAGGCGGCUGCACCAUUAGUAUAUUUCUCUCCGUGCAGUUCGUCAGCGGUUCUUUUUGAGGCCUCGUAAAUGGUAAAGCACUGUGGUCGAUCGACAGUGCCUCCCUCAGAGGGCUUUGUGAAAAACUGACCCCCAAGUUGGAGGUUUCCUCAGCUUGGGCCUCAAAUUUGCUGAUGCGGGAAUUCGUAAUGGAGAUAAGCCCAUCCGGGGACCACGGCCAUAUGUCCUUGCGUUAGUUGACGUUCCCUCUAAUUUAGACUCCGGAAAUGUGCAAGUUGUCCGGGAAUCGUUAAGGUCAAACGUCAUCUGUGUUAUUACUCCCACUACCUUCGAUGGCACAUUUUCAUCCAUUUUAGUUUGUACGUGCGAUUACUUUUCGGGCAAGCCUAAAAUGCUCCCUCUGGGAUCCUGGCUACGUUUCUCCCAGGUGUUUAGUUCCGUCUUUUUUUUCUACCCCCAAAGACGCUACUUAUACGUCAAAUGCUUCCUUCCUGAAGAUUCAUUACACGGGUUAGCUUUCGCUCUAAUCCGACCUAACCUAUGCGUAGCUACCACCGGGCGGCCCUCUGAAGAAAGAGUUCUAUGAAUAAGCUACUUCAGUUUUUCAACUUCUUCCUAUAGUCGCUGCAUUUUGUAGUCUAUCGUUUGACAGCCAUUACACAAUUAUCCCACGUAAUUCUGUUGUGACGAAUUUACAGAGCCGUUGAACGGUCCCCCAGGCGCGCUUCUGUGGCGCAGGGGUUAGUAGAACUGGUUCUCGUUUUGAGGUCCCCGUUCGAAUUCGCAGUUCGCUUUAUUUUGUUAUACGGGCGCAGACUCAAAUAUUCUGGACGACUUUUCUAUAUCCACAAGAAUAAACUUCCCCGUAAAGAAUGUUGCUUUAAUUAUGACGAAGAAGGCUUUUAUGACGUUCUUUCAGUAGAAAGUAACUUCAUGAACUGAAUAUACUAGUCUUGUCGAGGAAUUUCCAAAAGCCGAAAUUUAGACAUAUACUUGAAGACAGGGAUGCAAUGUCAACUUUUAGAAUAGCAACGCAGCCUUCAUAGAAGUUCUGGAUGUGUUGUUCGUCAGAUAAUCCGUCUUUCUGGGUUUGCAAGUAGGGAGAACAGUAAAAGCCGAAAUUGGAGUUCUGACAAUGUCUUAAAGGAGAUAAGGUGACAGGAAGAUAUUGAUAAGUCGGAUCCAAUUCUUAAUUCCAGCAGGCUCUAAGAGCAUCCAGUAAUUCGAAAUCUGGAAGAAUAAUUUCCUCGGACGUCGAAAAUUGGAAACGAAAUUCAAAACGCAUGGUGGUUGAAGUGUUCCUGUAUUGUUUAGAAAAGCCAUUUUUUGUAAAUCUAUGAGCUCUAGUUAGGCUGUUACAACAUUUCCCACUUCAUCAAUUGCUUAAACAGCAUCCUUUUACAUGUCAUCCCCAAGGAAAUUUUAGAAAUCAUUAUGCCGACACCCUGUUCUCAAAAUAUUUAUACCAUGCCUCUACGACUUCUGCAUUAGUGACUCAAACUUAUUAAAGACUUUGUCAUUAACUCUUCAAGGCCUAAUAUAUAUACCUUGGUGUGAUACUAUGGCCAGUUGCCGCAACAUCCGUUUUCCUUAAGUUUUAUUUGCUGAGACUUAAAACAUAAGAAAACUUGUUAGCGUUCUACAAGUCGCAAAUAUGGCUUGAGAACUAAUGGAAGGCAGUCGUAUUGACUAGAUUAUGUUUUUGGAAAAACCGAUAAUCACUAGACAUAAACCAUAGUACUGAUAUACCAGUCUUGUUUUUAUCAGACUAGUUAUCUCGAGAAAUUUCGCUUCAGUUAUAUAUGACCAGAUGACCCAUUUCCAACAGAAUAUUAUAUUCAACCGUUAGCAGAGGCAUUAAAUUCUGACGUCAGCUGAAAUGCCUGUUAAAACGAAGUCUAUUUUAUCAUUAAGGAAGAUAUAAGCCCCAAAUGUGGAUAGAUGAGACGAUUCAAAUAGCUACCUAGGGAGCAGAUAAAACAGAAUCAGGAUGAAAACGCUGGUAGUGAAUAAUUUUGCAGCAGGAAGAUAUAGACGUUCAGUUUGCCUCUGCAACCUGACCAUACUGAUGUCUAUCAGGCUAUCUGAAAUUUCUGAGCAUCAAGAAAACGAAACGAGCGUCAGCUUUCUCUGCUUGGUUAUCCUUUAGAACGCGUAGUAGAACGAAAAAGAGCUAUACACUGGCUAUGUCAUUUUACUUACAUAUCUGACUAGGUGUGUGAUUCUGUUGACGGUGGGGCGGUGUCAAAACGUUUACACUGAAGUAUACAAAACCAGAGAUACACACUUCCGAUAAAAUAACCCUCCCUUUAAUUAUUUAGGUUACAUGGGGUUGCGAACAAACCUUCCUUCUGUGCUAUUCUGAUGGCCAAGUUCAGCUGCAUCAGCUCCUUUUUGAAUCAAACACAAUGAAUUUGUUGAAUGGCUCGGCAAUCUUUUCUGUCAACCUCUGUGACUUCAGCACUCCAAUGGGAAGCAACAGAUCAGAACUACCGCCAAUGGCCUUCAAAGUCACAGCGUUGACAAUUCCUCCUCAAGGAGAUUUGGUCAACGAGAGAGUUGCUUUUCUUGCCUGCGACGGCAAGUUUCCACACGUGUGGUCGCCACUACACUUGUUAUAGAUGCAAAUUCAGACUGACUAAGCAAUACAAAAUUGCAAUUUUCUGCUUUGGGAUCUUGUGGUUUGAGCUUAUAUUCUACUUUCGGAAGCACUUGUUUUGUGCCAAUUCUAAUCUCCCUAAACGUAAUAUCUUUCAGGAGGGCAUAUAUUUAAAAUCGAUCUGCACUACUACCUUACUGAGCCAAAUGUCACUGAGGGUUACAAGGACAGGACUUCUCCAGUAAGAGGUCUACGAUGGAGGGCACACGCCGGAACAAUAAAUGAUUUGACUUGUUUUUUGCGACUCAAUGAGACAAACGGGGAGCAAGAUCUGUUUCUGGUAACAGGCGGACAAGAUGGUUUGGCGAAGAUAUUUGCUGGGUCAACCGGUUUGUAUGUGGGAGCCUUCAAUCAGGUUAGAUACUGAAGAAAUACUUCGUUUAUCGAAAGCUUAAAUUUGAAAAACCGCAGUUAAUACAGCUACUACGUGCAUUGUGCCUUCAACUAAUUAAAUGUAAUAAGUUAAAGUGGUCCGCAUAUAUCGGAAUUACGGUGCUUAUUAGAGCCAAGUAAUCGAAAUUAAUUACGGAGUUCCUGUAAUUACGCUGUUAGUUAUCAGUCGAUGUGUAAAAAACAAAUUAGUAGCAGUAUGCACUUUCUACGGGCGUUGUCUUCGGAAGGUAUAUCUAAGCGCAUGCAGUAUUUGAACCACCUGAAGCGGCAAGACGCUUUACGUAUUUUACCGCCGGGAUGAAGUGAAUUGAAAAACUGUCAUGGGUCUAAUCAAAGUAAAACUUCCAUCUUACUUCUGUAUCAAGAUUACUCAAUUCCUGUGGAAUUUGAUUUCCGUAGGUCAUGAAAGUAGACUUAAGCAGUCAUUAAUUUUUGUCAUUUGUUAUCAUUCGAGAAUUCAGGACGUCAGUAGUGUGAGAAUAUACCCUUACGUCCUACACCCCCUUGCUGGCGAAGGAAAUGUUGGAAAGUCGAGAAAAACGCAUGCAAACAUUGUCGUUAUUGUUCAUCGACACAUGCAAGAAUGCUAAAAGGACGACUCGUAUGAGUUUCGAGCCAACCGAAACUUGCUUGUUUUACCUGUAGAAGCGAGAAUUAAGUUAAUGGGCUGCGCAAAAUUGCUCGUAAUUGCGAUGUCCAACCUCUAGCAUAAAGCAGCCCGUUGUUGUCCGAUGACGGCGCUUCUUUUUCAGGAAGUAUCUACGCACGGCUCAAAGUUGCGUUCAAACACGUUUCAACAUGUCUUAAGCCUUCUAUAUGCAUAAACAUUUUGUAGAGGGACUAGCACCGAUCGCGUUACGGAACUCACUCGUUCUGUUGUGUUCUGGGUUCUCUCUCAAGCUCCGUCAGCGGUCGCAUAGCGGGGCAUCGGGGGUUACAUACCUUCGAGUAGGACGUGGCCGGCUGAUAUUGGCUACCAAACCUAAUUGACCAUUCCAGCCUCCAUUGUUUUUCGUCUGUAGUGUUAUUCCGCAUAUAUAUUUAAAAACACGGGAGAUCAUGCUUUUACUCUUGUAGUGCUCUUUUAACUCGUGGCUUUUGAAAUCAUCCCAAAGACAGCACCCUGCUUAAGAUUAUUUACAUUAGUCGACUUAAGUGCCAUCAUGGUUCCUGAAUAGAAUCCUUGUUAUAGCUCUUGAAAGUUUGCCUUUUGUCUUCUUCUCAGAGAGAUACUAUCGACUUUUCUCGGCUGCCAGUAUCUGGGUCUCUUUUCAAGGAUGAGAGGAUGGCCAACAUCAUUGAAAAACCAACUGUUGUCUUUACGUCGGAGCCUUUGAUGAGAGUCCCCUGGGUGCAAAGGAAAUUCCGUCUCGAUUCCGUGGCUUCCCAGGAAAAGACGCACUUCAAGUAAGAUUUCGCCUUUGAGUCCGCCAUAAAAAGUAAAACUGGCAAAGAAUCAAAGUGGCGAAAUCGAUAGCAAUGGCAAUGAUCUUUCAGGUGACCAUAAUUUGAGGGAGGACAUGUCAGCGUCUGCCCCGUCCGGCCGAGGUCAGGCCUUCACAUAGCGAGCAAAAAUAGCACAACAGGCAUGUUAUACCGUGGCUCUGGGAUCGGAGGGAGCGUCGGUAAGAAAGUGGCACAAGCCGCAUUUCCAGGGUGAAAUUCAAUAAAUAACUAUUCACUAUCGCACGUCCUUUGUGCUAUUUGCUGAGCUAAAACUUAAAUAUCUGUCAAAUCGCUGAAUGAGCAGCCAUAUAUUAAUAACUGUGAACGAUGGAAAUCGUCCCUCUGCCAACUUGAUCGGGUUAGCACGCAAACCGUAAUGUUACACAGUGGGGAGGAAAGAAUAUUCAAACAAGAGAACAGUCCACACUUUAAAAGAAUAUUUAACAUUGGGGCUGCCAGCGUCAAUAGGUUUCAAAAGCUUUUAUUUAGCUACCAGUGACCCAACUACAUUUAUGCCGAAUUGGGCGUGCCAUAUAAGUGUGAUUUAAUUGCCGAUCCUAUCAUCAUUUUUAGCAUGUCUUAAUGCAUAUUGCAUAUGGUCUUAUUUUGACGCUAACGAUGCCACCCCAGAUGCCUGCACAUGUUAUUGUACACACGUAUGGUAUGCUUUUGAUUGUGUCCUAAUUUGCAAUGUAGACAAAGCUCAAUAGAUUUAUGAGACUAACGUGUACUGCACUGAAAUUUUUGAAUCAAAGUUUUUCUCGAAAAUUGGGGAUAUGUCCCCGUGGUGACGUCAUAAAAAAAGUUGGAAAAGAAAAGGGACUAGAUAUGUUAAACCAAAUAAAAAGGGGAAAAUACCAGGUCUGUUUCGAGAGUCUUAUUGGACGCGCUGAGUUUCUCCUUAUAGACCAAAUGUCCUUUGAAUAUUGGAAAAUUGUGCUAAUAUAAAGCAGAACAUACUUUCUUGAAAUGCUGACCUUCCGCUUUGAACCGCUUUCCUAUUCAGCAGCUGUCGGGCUUUUUAUUGUCCUUCCAUAAAUGUUUCUUUUAUAACCAUCGCCUUCGCCGAGACGAAAUCUACCUUUCUUUUUUAGUUGUAACUUGACUGAUAUUGAUCAAUUAUUACAUGUUUCCAAGCGCCAGGGCUAGAGGACGGGCUCGUAUACCUUGUGCGAAAAUUUCGCUUUUGACGCUUGACUGAUCUUUGGGAUCAUGUCCGGUUGAGUGCUGCUAAUAACUUCAAAAUGUGCAUAAAAUGUGUUUAAUAACUAUCCCCAACUUAGCAUUGUCGUUUUCUAUCAUAAAGCAUCUUGAAUAUCUCUCAAGGUGUGCAACAGGCUGGUACUAUUCUUUCCAGCUUUGACGAGUUAUUGGCGAUAUUUGUUUGUCUCAAAUUUAUUUUGCGUAUUAUAACACAUCCGACGUAGUACACGUGCCCGAAAUUCGGCCGCAUGUAGUAAUAUUUUCAUACUAGAAACGCAUCUUGUACAAUCAGUUAUAUCCAACUUGAUAUAUGUGCUGACCUUGGAAAAAGAUAUGGUUUUCAUGACGCACCUGCAUGACAACAAAUGACCAGCUAUCAGCUGAAUAAGUUAAAUUUUAGCAGCCCGUUAUGCAGUUUCUAAACCAUCCUUCGCCAAGGCAUACACAAGUGUGACUUUUACCAAUAGCAUACAUUUAAGCUUGCUGAAAUUUCUUUUGCCCAUUUCCAUGUGCAGCAGUCCUACAUUCUAUUUGGAAAGUAAGACUGCAUUUUAUGCAUUUAUGCAUCCUAAGACUGCCUUUUCCUGCUCCAAAUUAGUAAUUAGUUCGUGAUGGCCCUCACAACACAUCCACAACCAUUUUGUUAAAGAUCUUUUUGAAUAUAAAAAUUUAGAACGAUAUUUGAUGUGACUCGCGAAAUCGCGGAGAAGAGGCAACCAGAAUUCCAGUCAACAAUUAUAAAAGACGUGUCGGAACUCAGAUUUUUUCAGGAAGGCAUGCAGGUUCGUUUACACAACUACCUAAAAAUCCUAUGUUGCAUUUGAUUUCUUAAAACUGAGAAACCCCUACCUUUUGAUCACUUAUAUUGCGAAAAUAGGGACUUUAAGGUAUCUAGUCAAGCACUCCUAACAAAAUUUUGUUUUUCCAUGGUACAGACUGAUCACUCUCGUCCAGUCAUUACACUGACUUUUUAUUACAUCGUAAAAAACUCCUUUGUAGCACACAAAAGUCUGCGAAAAACAAAUACUAUAUUUGUUUCAUGCUGGCGACAAAGAAAACGUUUUCAGGCGUGCGUUCAUGCGAUAUACUAUUAAGGAGUGGGUGAAUUAAACUACUGUAUUCCUUCUUCUUUUGGCAUCGUAUUCGACAAGCUCUCAGUGAGCUGCAAAAAGCCAAGAAGUUCCGGCCCAGUUGAGUAGGUUUUUUGGAGAUUCGUCUCCGUUAGUUUCUUAGAGAAAACGUAUGCAGGAUACCCCAAUGAAGAGGAAACUUUGCGUUUCAAAUUUCACAACUACAUUUCACAAUUCAUCGCUACAUUGUCCUCUUUUUCGACGCCGUGGACGCCCAGGUUUUUCGCCUACUGCGAGUUCUGUUGCGAAACGCCUCAGUUAAAAGUCCAAGAUGCCAAAUGUUGACGAUCUUGUCUUUCUGGAGUAGCCUAAAACGGAUCUUAAGCGUGCGGGUGAGAUGGGUCGAACGGCAGACAACUUACGCAUAACAAGAAUAUUCGGACAUUGAAAAUAGGUACAUUAACUAUGCGUUCUUAUGAGAUUUCGCCAAAAAUUCCAAAAUGUGUCCUCGACUAGAGAAGAUUAUUAAAGUAGGGUCGUAAAAUUGUCGUGCAGAAUAACGAGAUAUUUCAGUCACGUCAGGAUAUUGGCUUUUGAACCAACUUCUUUCCGGCUACUACUACUCCCUGCCCCACUUUAAAACUACUCCCUAUUCUAAAUAGUUACUUGUAUGACAAGAAUUAUUUUCGUUGAUUUUCAGUGGCCCUACACACUCAAAUAGAUUCUGUAGAAAACAUGCGAAAAUCUUUUCUUGUGGUUCGUUGGUGGAAAUUUACGUCACUCUCAAGUUUGAUACUUUAAGAAGGCGUGUCUUUGGGCUUCAAAAAUUCUCUCAAUUCAUGAAUAACUUUGCACGUGGUCCGCCAUUGCACUUGUAUUCAGAGUUUACAAGCUACAAGGCGUUUAUAUUUCUUGUUAGAAAAUGUGUAUAUUUGUAUACGCUGUUAAAGUAAAAUCAUAUGUGGCUCUUAAAAUUUUUGUAGCGUAUGUGAACUAUGGUCUAUACUUUACAAGCCACAUUAAUAAAUGGACGGAUGCGAUGCUUUAUGGGUAUACAUCUCACGCUCUUAAACAGUUGUAUAAUUAGAAACGUCAUAAGAGUAACAAUCUUCCCUCACGUACAAAAUUUGAAAAAAAGAUAACGUCCUAUCAACUUAGCAGAAGAAAUGAUUCUUGUAUGUUUUCUACAAAAUAUAUUUGAGUCUAUAGGGCCACCGAAAAUCAAUGGAAAUGCUUCUUAUCAUACAAGUAAUCAUUUAGAGCAGGGAAUAUUUUCUGCAAGCGGCCGGAAGGAAGUUGGUUCAAAAGCCGAUAUCCUGGCAUAAUUGAAAUAUCUUUUUAUGCCGUGCGACAGUUAGUUUAACGACAUAACUUUAAUAAUCUCUGAUUGAAGACACAUUUCAUAAGCUAACACAUAAACUGUGCACCAGAAACAGACAAAACUUUUCUGGUGUCGCUUUUAAGAGAGUUAUGUGAGAGUAGACAAAGGAUAUGUGGAACAAACUACCGCUUAUAAGAACAUUUACUGUUACAUAAGAAAUGAAAAAGUCUGCAAAAGUAGUUUAUCAAUACUAGGGACAUUUUGGACGAAUGUCACGUAACAGAUUGCAAAGUAAAUGAACAGAAGGUUUGCAUUCUAAUAUGGAGCCAAAUAAAUAUCAUAUCAGAUGGAAACAAAGAUCCCUAUAUAAAAACGGAAGGAGCGUCCACUAAUUUAGUUGUAAUAUGCAACAUGUUUCCUCCGUUUUGGCAUGGAUUUCAAGCUUAGGAUAAUUACAGAUGAAAAAAUGCCGAUAAGUUAUAAUGCGAAAGGAAGAACGACAAAUACAGGCACACAAUGCUCGUUCCUGACUGCAAAUGACGUCUAAAUCGGCGGUUUCAUUCGUCGAAAUUCUUUUGGGCCGAAAAUACCCCAUUUGCUUAGUCCAUUGGCAUUCAAAAUCAUUAAAGUUGAAAAAAGCUGAUUGUUCAUGGAUUUCCAAUUGCUGAGCCUUCGAUGGUAAGCCCAGUGUGUUAAAAAACUGAGCGUCCCUCUAAAAGAUUCGACUUUUCUUAAUACUAAAGAGUGCGAUUAUCAGUUAUAACUGAUGACACAGUUUAAGAACACCCCCAACGUAAGUAUAGUGGAUUAUUCGGUCUUCAACAUCGUCUAGACGCCUCUAGUUUAACCAUUUUCGGUGAGAUAGUAGUAGUGCCCUAGUAGUACCCUGCAAAUGAUGAAUACGACUAUUCUCGUCGUUUUCUGUUCAUUACAAAUUAUUUUAAGGCUCAGACUGCCAUUUUUGUUGGUUCACAGCAAGAUAUGUCAACUUUACUUUAGUAAAUGUUCUAGGAUGAUAAGUCAAGUAUUAUACACUAACGAUUGCGACAGAUCAAAGACUGCCACAUGUUUUUAUUCAGGAAUGCCAAAUUUUGCGGAGGCGACGAAGAAAAUUCUGCAACGGUAAUCGUUAUUCGGAAUUGCGGCUUCACAAGGUAAGCUGACGAAAUAUGAGACAAUCUUCAAUCCAAAUGCUUGUAUCCCGUAGAUGUACAUUAAACAACGGCUGAUGACAGCAGAAGUCAGAAAUGGCCGUCGUAACACCCCUGUCACUGUCAACAAGACAUGUCAUUUAUUGACUGCUAGCAACCAUGCGACCCCUAGCGUGGGCUGCAGACCCUCAACUGCAAGGCCAGACACAGUGUUGAUUUCCGGUCGACAAUCAUCAUAGAUCGAUAUACGCUACUCUCAUGUGACUGAGAUUCAAUAUGUGGCCUCAGAUACAGUUGAGAGUUUGGGUCGCAUAUACAAGGGUGAAAAGAGAUAUCUGUCUAACGAGAAUACGGAUCUCGACGUGACUCUUCGACUCAUUUAGCUCUAGAUGGUGCCCGGAUAGUUGGCUGGCACCAGCUGGUUCUAGGCCCGUUUCAGCUUUUCACGCGACCAUUUAUCUGUCUCACGGUACUUUGAGCUCUGUGCAUCUAAUGUACAAUUCAAAAGGCAGAGAGUUAAAAAGUUCGUACACGCCGGCCGACCCACGGAUGGUGAACUGGUACAGGAAAACCUCUGUAACUAACUGUCUAUAUGUAAAUUGUCACACAUUUUCCGGAAACAUUUUUUGGUGAUCUGCACAACUUGUGUUUGUAGCACGAGGAGUCCUUAACUCACGAUUCCUUUCAACUUAUGGUUUAUUUAAAACUACAGUUGUUCUUGACUUCAAACUCCAGACUAAUGCAGUUUAUAAGUUGCAAUAUCACUUUUAAGCAAGUAGUCAUGACAAACACAGGCGCGGCAUAGUAAAUAAAUGUAUUAUAAUGCAAUUCAAUUUAAUGGUUAGUCCGAUUACUCAUUAAAUUUUUGGAUCGCAUACUUGGCGGAAAGACAGUGAGACAGAAUAGGCAUUACAGGGUGGAAAGUAAUUAAAUAUUCGGUAUGCCUUAACCGCUGAUAUACGUGUAUCAAAAAUUUCAACGUACACUUUCGGCUAGAAAAAUUGCACGUGUCCAAAAUAAAGUUUAGACUCCGCUCACAUUCAAUCAAACUCUGUAAUUUUUGCGAGUUAAGGUAGCAGUUCGGCAGUAAGACUAACAAACUGCGGACUAAGCAAGAUAAUAAUAUUCUAUAUUCUAUAUUUUGACACGGACAACAUUGUCCGUAAUUCGUAUUGAUGUAGACCUCAGUCCAGUUUACUGUUUUAGCUCAAUGCAAAUCUCUCGGGACUAAAGCCACUGUCAGGACUGUUUUCUGGCACAGAGUGA
Spirometra erinaceieuropaei is the source of this 29625-nucleotide messenger RNA. Lineage: Eukaryota; Metazoa; Platyhelminthes; Cestoda; Diphyllobothriidea; Diphyllobothriidae. The record is from the annotation of a GenBank genome assembly.